Molecule: messenger RNA, 963 nt
Organism: Zingiber officinale
Lineage: Eukaryota; Viridiplantae; Streptophyta; Magnoliopsida; Zingiberales; Zingiberaceae
Product: 50S ribosomal protein L7/L12-like
Exons: 2
Coding region: 74-589 (171 amino acids)
Biological process (GO): translation
Cellular component (GO): ribosome
Molecular function (GO): structural constituent of ribosome
Source: RefSeq, a predicted model, not a curated record
ACUUUUCCUUUGGGGUUUUCAUACGAACACCAUAAGCGCAAUUCUCUCGACUGAGCGAUCCCGCCGAUCCACGAUGAGGCGAUCGGUCUUCACCCUCCGCGUCGCUCUGUCCACCGUCAUGCGCCCUGCCGCUUCCGCCCGCCUCUCCACUGCCUCAGCUCCUCACAAGCCCACCGAGCGCGUUUCCUCCAUCGUCGACGAGAUCUCUCGGUUAUCCCUCCUCGAGGUUGCCGACCUCACAGAGGCACUCCGUGUCCGGUUGGGCGUCCAGCAGAUGCCCGUCAUGGCCAUUUUGAACCCUGGCAUGGGUGGGCCCGCUGCCGCCUUCCCCGGUGCUGGAGCCGCUGCUGUGCCGGAGGAGAAGAAGGAGGAGAAGACGGCCUUCGAUCUGAAGCUGGAGAGCUUCGACGCGGCCUCCAAGAUCAAGAUCAUCAAGGAAGUCAGAACUUUCACGGACCUGGGACUCAAAGAGGCUAAGGAACUCGUGGAGAAGGCUCCAACCGUACUGAAGACUGGGGUGCCGAAGGAAGACGCGGAGAAGAUUGUGGAGAAGCUGAAACAAAUUGGUGCUAAAGUUGUGUUGGAAUGAGGCAGAAGGUUAGGAAGAUUCACCUCGUUCUUCAUGGUUCUACCCCAAAGAAAUAGUUCUUUGACUUUGAGCUAUUAAGUGAAGAAGCACAGGCAGAGUAGCUAAGUGGAAGAGAUACCUCUGGAACAUCUACUGAAACGUGCAGAAUAUGAAUUUCUAGUUGCUGCAUAGAUUUCGGAGAAUCCUAAUUUUGUUUGUUCCUGUGGAGAAUUCUAGAGUGUUUCAAAAAUUUCAAUUUCUCAAGAAUGUGUCUUGACAUUCCCAAACUUUGCCAUACUUCCCUAGCUUGUUUGGUUGGCUUAUAGCCGGGCCGAUCCAUCUGAGAAACCUAUGGUUUAUUUCUAUUUAUUUUAAUAUUUUCAAUUCACUUCUCA